This is a messenger RNA of Cheilinus undulatus (humphead wrasse), 1200 nucleotides long. RefSeq names its product 5-hydroxytryptamine receptor 3A-like. NCBI's taxonomy places the organism in Eukaryota, Metazoa, Chordata, Actinopteri, Labriformes, Labridae. Gene Ontology annotation, biological process: chemical synaptic transmission; nervous system process; monoatomic ion transmembrane transport. The coding region runs from base 1 to 1200 and encodes 399 amino acids. Gene Ontology annotation, molecular function: neurotransmitter receptor activity; transmembrane signaling receptor activity; extracellular ligand-gated monoatomic ion channel activity. The transcript has 10 exons. The record is from RefSeq and is a predicted model, not a curated record. Gene Ontology annotation, cellular component: synapse; membrane; neuron projection.
AUGGACGCUCUGAGGACUCUCGCCCUUCUUGUUCUCACUUGUCUCUCUCUCAAUGGUGUUUCCAGCAGUCAGACUCCAGACUGCUCAUACUUCAGUCUGCUGACUCACCUGCAGCUGACGCCUGCUAAUGAUGCUCUGAAGGUCAUGAGACCUGUGAAGAACUGGACCAGGCCCACCUACGUCGGGAUGGACAUGUUGGUAUUCGGGAUUUUACACGUGGAUGAAAAGUCUCAAACUGUUGAGAGCAGCAUCUGGACACAGAUGACUUGGGUGAAUGAAUUUCUGGCCUGGAAUUCUUCAAAGUUUUGUGGGAUUGAAAUGAUAAACAUUCCCAGAUCCCGACUGUGGGUCCCGGACAUCUACAUCCAAGAGGAUGCUUCAGACACUGGGAGCGUUUACUACAGCCCCUAUCUCACUCUGGUACACAAUGGUUUUGUUGUGGCCAACUUACGCCAGCGGCUGACCUCCACCUGUGAGCUCGACCUCCAGAUUUUCCCCUUCGACACUCAAAUAUACUCAGAAAUAACUCUGGGGACAUUCACCAAUGACUCUAUGCUUUAUAAAGCCUCUGAUCAGCUCAUGAUCACACGAGGAGAAUGGGAACUGGAUUAUAUUGAGACAAUGAGUGAUUCUGUCAUUAGGUACAAUUUGAAUCAAGCCAAGCUGAUAUACAAGAUAACUAUCUCCAGGAAGCCCAUGCUUUAUGUGGUCAACUUCAUCAUACCGCUAUUCUACCUGCUGGUCCUGGAUCUGGCCUCUUUCUUCAUCAGUGAGUCCAGAGGAGAGAAGCUGAGCUUCAAAGUGACCAUCCUGCUCUCCAUCUCCGUCCUGCUGCUCAUCCUGCAGGACAUGCUGCCGUCCACCGAGUCCAGGAUGCCGUUUAUCGCCAUUUACUGUGUCGCCGUCUUCGCUCUGGUCGGGAUCAGCGUCCUGGAGGCCAUGCUGGUGAGCUUCCUGUACGACCUGGAUAAUUACUGUGCCAAUAAGCCGCGAUGCUUUGCUGAAACCCAGGAGGAGAUAGAGUUGGAAGAAGGCUACCACAGAGAGUCUCCAGGAGUGGAAGAAGAUGCCCAGGAGAAGCAGGAUAAAGACCGUCUUCCUCUGGACGGCCCUGUCGGCCACAACCUGCUGAAAAAAAUCCUUGAAGAAGUGAAGACAGCUCGACAGGAAGUCAUGAGACAAAUGAGGGAGCCUCUAUAA